Molecule: messenger RNA, 5909 nt
Organism: Oldenlandia corymbosa var. corymbosa
Lineage: Eukaryota; Viridiplantae; Streptophyta; Magnoliopsida; Gentianales; Rubiaceae
Source: the annotation of a GenBank genome assembly
UUAGUAAUUUAGUUAUGGUUAGACAAAAGGGUAAUUUAGUAUUUUCUACAUGCUACGUGGCAAUCAUAUGAAGUGUUUGAAAGGGAGGUUUUUGUUUCUAAUAUAAUAGGAUAUAAUCAGAAGAAAGUGAAAAUCCCUCACACCUAACUUGCUGCUAACUCUCCCUUAUAGGCAGCAGGCUCAUACCCAUUUAUUUAAUUAAAAAAAAAAAACACCCCACUAGUCAUAUUAAUAAAUUGGUUCAAAGUCCAGAAUUUAUUUCUAGCGUUUUGGUAGAAGCUUCUUUCACCACUCUCGAGUUCAUCAACAAAAAAGGGGAAGAAUAUUAGCAGAAAUGGGAAUUCCCAAUCCAAAUUAAGAAAUCCCAAAAAUCCCAUUUGUCAAUGCAUUACAAUAAAAGCAAAUGUCGCCAAACUCCUCUGUUCUUUAUUACACAUAGAGUUACUGAGAUCUGACUAAAUGAAUUACAGUGUAACUGUACUGUCUAGACUCUGGAGUUAAAGACGACUCUGAGAUAUUAUAAACAAUCUUACCAGUAACCACCAUUACCAGUUACAUUCAUCAUCAACCUCUUUACCUCCUCUUUCCCUCCGCUGCAUUCCAAAAAUCAAGUGUAUUUUUGUAGGGUGUACUUACUUUUAGGUUUCCUGAGGAAUACUUUACAUUAUCAAGAAACCAGUGAUUGAAGAAGGGAGGAACGAGCGCUGAAACCAGAUUCUGAGGACGGCGAUUGCUUUCAUCCGGGGUGAACCAUGAAGAACCGGAUAGGAAUUGGGUUUUUCUUACUGGGAUUUUUGCUGGUAGCAAAUUGGAUGCCUGCGGAAGUUAGGGGCUCGAUCCAUGAGUACAGGAACGCAGGGUUCAUUCCCCAGUUCAAUUCCUUCUUCUUUCUUGGUGGCAAUGAAGGUCUUUACGCUUCCAGGGUCGCCACUGAUGCCGGCAAAACCUCUUCUGAUGAUUCUAAUAAUCCUCUUGAUGGCAAGUCCUUCAUUAGGUUUGACUCCAUCUCGUUUAGGAGAACCCGUGAGGCUGCAAGCAAGCAGAAUGAGAUGCAGCCAAGUACUGGUGUAGUUGAAGCCAUAAUAGUUGAAGUGAAGGAAAGGGAUAAGAUUGGAGGAGCCUAUUUGAACUCCGAGGAUAUAUGCUGUACCCCUGCUCUUGCUAAAGAUGGCUCCUGCAAGGUUGGAGAGGUCAUAGUUCGACAAGAUCCUGACAAUCCUGGUUGGCCAAAGCGAUUUCAAGCCUCCUUUGCUGGAACAAGUGAAGAGGCCACUAUGGCUCUUGAAACCGUGGAGAUCAAUAAAACUGGGAUGUACUAUCUCUAUUUCAUGUUCUGCAAUCCUGAACUAAGGGGCACACUAAUUAGUGGAAAAACUGUUUGGCAUAAUCCUGAUGGUUAUUUACCUGGGAAGAUGGCUCCGCUGAUGACAUUUUAUGGCUUUAUGUCACUGGCAUAUCUUGUCCUUGGUCUCUUCUGGUUUCUUCGGUUUGUACAGUAUUGGAAAGAUGUCAUACAGCUGCAUUACCAUAUAACUGCUGUAAUCGGUCUGGGAAUGUGUGAAAUGGCUCUUUGGUAUUUUGAGUAUUCGAAUUUUAAUGCUGUUGGUUAUAGACCCAUGGGAAUAACAAUUUGGGCGGUUUCCUUCAGUGCUAUCAAGAAGACUGUUUCGCGCCUUCUUCUUCUGGUUGUUGCGAUGGGUUAUGGUGUAAUGCGGCCCACCCUGGGUGGCGUCAAAUCAAAAGUGUUUCUUCUUGGUGCUGUAUAUUUUAUGGCUUCUGAAGCUCUUGAGCUUGUUGAGCAUUUGGGAAACAUCAAUGACUUCUCUGGGAAAGCAAGACUCUUCUUGGUGCUUCCUGUGGCAAUGCUGGAUGCCUUCUUUAUCAUUUGGAUUUUUUCAUCAUUAUCUAAAAGUUUGGAAAAACUUCAGAUUAAGAGGAGUAUGGCCAAACUGGAGCUUUACCGAAAGUUUACAAAUGCUCUUGCGGUAUCUGUUUUGGUGUCUGUUGCUUGGAUUGGCUAUGAGCUAUACUUCAAUGCAAGUGAUCCUUAUAGUGAAAGUUGGCGAAGAGCAUGGAUCAUCCCUGCAUUUUGGACUUUGCUCGCUUACUUACUGCUGAUGGUGAUAUGUAUCCUUUGGGCACCAUCCCAUAAUCCUACAAGAUAUACAUACGCUGACGAGGCAGCUGAUGAUGAAGAAGAGGGCUUAUCCUUGACUACCAGUGGAGUAAAAGUCACUGGAGAUUUAGCAACAAAGUUGGACAGAAAGGAAAGGAAAGCUUCAAUCACGCCUGAUCAUGUGUUUGGGCUGGGGGAAGAACUUGAAGAGGACAAAAGGGAAUAAUGAACUAUGGACUAUGGCUAGAUAACAUAUGCACAAAUGUGUCUAGAUGUUGGGACUAUCCUGUUUAUGUUGCAGAGGCUGCAGAGGAUGUCAUUGCAGAAUUGAGAGCGAAAGUUGCCGCCCUAGAUUUGUUCCAGUGCAAUAGUAUCCCAUCACAGCUUACUUUCUAGGUGGUUCUGUAGAUUGAGAAGCUCAGGAGUUUGACCUACUGGAUAGAACUUUUUCCUCACUUUCUUUCCUUUUUUGUGCAUAAAAGAGAAAAGCGGUUAAUCAGGCAAAAUGCGCAAUGUGAAAGUUCAGAGUUCCAGAACCUUUUUAACUGCCAUAGAAUUGUCAUGGAGAAAGUUUAAUGUAAGUUGUGGUGGUUUGAGCUACAAACUUGGGAGAAACUUCAGCCCGACUGAAUUGCAUAACAAUAGAUAUCAUACAUCAACCUUAUGGUUUCGGAGCAUAUACAAUCGCUGUUAAUCGUCACUUUUCCUUAUAUAGCUGGUGCGAAUUCCACUCAGAAUAAAGGUUCUUGUCUGGUUAUGUGAAAACAAUUGCCGGGACAGGUUUAAGGAAGCUGUAUACAUUCAUCCUGCAAGUAAUUUUUGAGUUGCGUUGCAUUCUGGAUAAGUGAACAAAACGUGUACAAACAAUAAAUAAAACCACUAAAUUCUGACACAAACGCAAUUAUAAAGUGGGUACAGUGCACUGGUGGGUUAUAUUUAAUCCUUGUCUCAUUUCCUCGGCAACAGUCUGAGAAUCAUAAGACUUGUAUAACACAUUCCGUUAGUCCCAGCCUUCCUCAACAGAUUCAUGAGAAUCUUGUGUCUUCCUCAUGUUACGAUUUAGGCUUUUCAGAGCUUCAAAGAUUUGAAUUGUCUCGAUGGAGGAUGAAUCACCUGAGAAGAAAACAUCAAUCCUGUUUUUCACUUCAAUCCAACUAAAUCCUGGGACCUUCUUUAAUCCCUUCUGCCUCAUUAAUAUCCUCAAAUCUGCUGCCUUGACAUGUAAACCAGCUUCUACAUAUAAAUUCAGCAACUGUAUGUAAUUGCUGCUCCUGUCGGGAUCUAUCUUCAACAGGUUAUUAGCGGCCAGUUCCCCUAGCUCUACAUUGCGAUGGACUCGACAGGCUGAUAAUAAACAUAACCACACGCUCCGGUCAGCCUCAAUGUGCAUUUUCUUUAUAAAAGCAUAUGCAUCAUUCAACAAUCCAGCACGGCCCAAGAGAUCAACCAUGUUAACAUAAUGUUCCAUUCUGGGUUCAACCCUGUAUUCUCUCAUCAGCUCAAACGUAUCCAGGCCUAUAUCGACCAAACCUGAAUGGUUGCAAGAAGAAAUCAGGGAAAGAAACGUAAUGUCAUCUGGGGAGAUACCCGAGCUUCUCAUCUCAUUGAAGGUGUGGAUUGCUUUAAGGCACUCCCCAUGAGAUCCAUAACCAGAGAUCACAGAAUUCCAUGUUACUAAAUUUCUACACGACAUCUUCUGAAAGACAUGCUUGGCAUGUGAUAAGGAUCCGCACUUCAUAUACAUGUCAAUUAAUGCAUUCUCCAUUUGAAUAUCAUCCGGAAUUUGAAUUCUUAUUUUGCAGGCAUGAAUUGCCUUCCCCUUGAGCAAUGCUGCCGCAGAUGAGAUAGCAAGGAGGACUGUAGUAACAGAAACAGAAUCAGGAGUCAAGCCGCUCUGCAGUAUCUGAGGAAUAAGGCUGAUUGACAGAUCUAUGAGGUUGUUCUGGCAAUAGCAAGAAAUUAAAGAGUUCCAAACCACCAAAUUCUUGUGCUUAAUAUCAGAGAACACAGAUGCGACUGAGUUUGGUUGUCUGAGUUUGGAAUAAAGAUCCAUCAACCCAGUACCAACGUAGGCAUCAACUUCCAGUCCUCUCUUUAUAACAGUCCCGUGUAUACAGAGACCAAGAAUCGUGUUCCCUGUUUUUGUGGAAGAAUUUAUCAAAGCUGCGACUAUAUCAGAAUCAGGUUUCACAGCAUCAGACUCCAUCAGUUUAAAUAAAUCCAGAGCCUCCAUGAAUUGGCCAUCUAGGCAAUGACCUGAUAUAAUGGAACCCCAAGCAAUUACAUCCCGUAUCCCAAUGCUGCUGAAAAUAUCAAGGGCAUUCUUUAAAUUCCCACACUUCGAGUACAUGGUCAAGAGAGAACUCUGGAUUGCAACAUUAUUCUGGAUUGGUCUCUUAACAAUUUCUGCAUGCAGUGUCCUCCCAAGAUCAUACAACUCCAUCAUAUUACAACAUACUAUAAUAUCUGGGACAGUGAAUGAAUCGGAAGGAAUUGCACUCAGUCGCAUUUGCUGAUAAGUAUCUAAAGCAUCAGAGAAGAAGCUAUUGUCCACGUAAGCUGAUAUCAUAGAGUUGCAUAUUUCAACUUCUUUACGUGCAACUGCAUGGAAAACCUUUUCUGCAUCUACAAGCAGUCCACAUUUGGCAUACAUGGUCAACAGAGAAGUGCAAACAUAUGGCUCCUCCUGAAACCCUAAUUUAAUAACAUCAGACUGCACCUGCCGACCUAAAACAGAGCAUCCACCGUGAGAACAAGCAGCCAAUGCACUAGAAAGUGUUGAUGAGACUAGAACGCAACCCUCAUUCUUGGCAAAUGAGUAAACUUCCAAACUCUUCCUCCACCAUCCGCUCUCAUUAAAUCCAUUAAUCAUCACGUUCCACACUACAGUAGUGCGGUUUUUAUUCUCCAACCCGUGGAAAAUAUACCAAGCAUCCAUCGGCCUACCGUAUCUGGAGUACAAAUCAAUCAAGGCGGUGGCAACAAAAGUAUCAUGCAAUGAUCUUCUGACAAUAUAACCAUGAAUUUCCCUUCCUCUUUGAACAUUCCCGCAAUCGUGAUCCAAGAGUCCAAGCAUAAUGCAAAGAGUAUAUCCAUCAGGACUAACACCUGAAAACUGCAUUCUACGGAAUUGGAGAAUUCCCUCGCUUAUAAACCCAUUUUUAAGAAAGCCAUCGAUCACAGAGUUCCAAAGAGGAACGUCUUGAACCAGUGUUUUACAUUGGGACACAUUAUCAAACACCUGGAAGGCAUUGUAAACAUCCCCACGCUUGAAGUACAUAUUAACGAGCGAAGUGGCAAUAAAAGGAUCGAAUUGUAGACCCAAGGUGAUGAUGGUUCCAUGUAUUGCCCUUCCAUACUGAGGGCUUGAGAGGGAAGUGCAAGCUUUAAGUAUAGAAGGCAACGUGAAUUUGGAGAUGUGGAGAGGGAAACAAGAUUCCUGACCAUACACUUGAAGGGCUUCCCAAUGGCGUUCUUGUUUUACCAGAACCUGUAUUCUGGAGUUGAGCAAAGAUGGUGAUUGGGUUACGGCUAGCAGAGCUGAAAAGCUUCGGAAUUUGAACAGGUUGAAGUUCAUAUCCUCAUUUCUCGAGGUUUAAGAAAGAUAACCCCACAUCAGUAUCUAUGCAGUGAAAAGCCAUAAGUCUGGUAGAAGUUAUAGUUUGUGUCGCUGGAUCCAGGAUGAAUUAGCUCCGUUCUUCCAACUGGAAACAUAUUGUUCCAAUGAUAUAGUAGAGAGAGUGAAGGAAUCGUCUUGCGAAUUUCUACAUCAUGCUAUCCAGGAUAAAGGUUU